CACUGACAGCAGCAGCAGCAGGAGAGACCCCAGACAUGACGGGUCUGCAGCUCCUGUUCGUGGGCUGUUGCUGCAGCAUCGUGGCGCCGGCCGGCGGCUUCACAGUUGGUGGAUAUUCAUGUGUGAGUGGCUAUUGGGACACGGUCACGUGUGUCGUGAACAUCACCGGUGAUCCCGUAGGACUGCUCGACACCUACAGCCUGACAUUCAUUGAGUCAGAGGGGGUCUUUUCCUGUCCACUUGUGGUGAUGAAUCCCAGUUACAGCUGUGUCUGCAGAGUCACGAAGGACUCCGAGAAUUUAAGCAACUUUCAUCAAUAUGACAUCAAACUGUGUCAUAAAUCUGUGUGCCAGAGUGUAACGAAUGAUUUCGAGCCUUCACUGAACAUUCAGCCGACACCGCCGCAUCAACCUGAGAUCCAAGAAGCACCAGAGACGUUCAACAUCACCUGGAGAAGUGGCUAUGAAGACCAUCGGUACCUCAACAGUGACCUUGACUACGAACUCUUACUCUCUCAAAGCACUGAGACCAAAACUUCUCGUCUCCAGUCACUCGAGACGUCUGCAUCGAUUCCAAGGUCACAACUUAGUCCACGCGCUAUAUUGUGCAUCAAAGUGAGAUCCAAACCGAAUAAUAAGCGGGAUUAUGAAGGAACUUGGAGUGAAUGGAGUCCGUCGACGUGCUGGAAAAACAAAGCAGGAAAAGGAGAAUAUGAAGAUAACACGUUCGUCAUCUUGAUCAAAUCUCUGGGCCCGGUGUGCGUGGCUGUCGGCGUCACGCUGUUUGUGCUGCGCAGUCCCUCCGUGAGAAUGAAGAUAAAAACUCUGUCCCACACGCCGACGCCAGCUCCUUUCUUCCAACCUCUACUUCAACACGGAGGCAAUGUCCAGAAAUGGCUUUCACCUCAAGGCAAAAUGGUGCUAACAUACAAAACUGAGGAGAUCUUGACAACCGAUGCUGUGAUUGUUGUGCCGAGACCCGUUACAAAGGACCCAGAGGAGAGCCAGGUCUUCCACAACCCUACAGUACAGCUGGCCUUAACGCAGUGUCAAAGCUCCUAUGUGGGUUUACCGGGGCUCCACGAGGCCUCCACGCCUGUACCUAUGGUCUGUCCAGGGGAAACCUCUUACACUCCGCUCCCUUGCCCCGUCUGGGGUGUUGACAUUGAAGAGGUACAAGUCGUCUCCACUCUACCUAAAGAUUUCUUCAACAUCUGCAGGUCAGACUCUGGCUGCAGCUUUGAGGAUCCGACCCAAAGCCCAGAGUGCAGUUUACCAAACAGUCCGCCACCAUGUUUCUGUAAUGAUUACUGCAUCCUCAACAAAACUGCAGGAGGAUUUUCUCCUGUGUUGGUGUCCAAAGGAAGCAGCCCAAGCGCUCCAUCUGAUUCCCUGCAACAUGAAUAACAAAUGGUCCUGUCAGUUGGCUUGGAGGAACUGGAAUUCACUAAUCUCAAUGAUUGUAUGCAUUGCAGGGGACGGUCCUCAGCAGCUCUGCAUUCUCAUGUGCUGUAUAUUAUGCGAUAAACUACAUAUUGAGGCCGGUUGCUCCUGAAAUAAUAAGUUGAAUGCUUACUAUGUACAAUAUUUUCAGUAAUCAAUAAAGAACAAUCUCAAAAUGAUUGAACUGCAGUGAAAAGAAUAAAACUUUCAAUAAUUUCUA
Molecule: messenger RNA, 1662 nt
Organism: Cyclopterus lumpus (lumpfish)
Lineage: Eukaryota; Metazoa; Chordata; Actinopteri; Perciformes; Cyclopteridae
Gene: il21r.2
Product: interleukin 21 receptor, tandem duplicate 2
Exons: 9
Coding region: 36-1406 (456 amino acids)
Biological process (GO): cytokine-mediated signaling pathway; immunoglobulin mediated immune response
Cellular component (GO): membrane; external side of plasma membrane
Molecular function (GO): cytokine receptor activity; protein binding
Source: RefSeq, a predicted model, not a curated record